AUGGUGGCGCCCGCGGGCGGGCUGAGCCGCGAGCGCGUGAUCCGCGCGCUCGAAGACAACGGGCACAGCCUCCCCUCGGCGCUCGCCGCUCUGCGGGCGCAGUUUGCGGCGCAGGCCGCGGGCGUCGGCGCGUGCUCGCUCCUCGGCGUGCCUGCGACGACGUACAGCCUGCGGGCCGUGGUGUGGCACCGUGGCGGCGACGCCUCGUUCGGCCACUACCUCGCCGACGUGCAGCGCGCGCGCGGCGCAGCGGAGUACUGGGAGCGCUACGACGACACUGCCGUCACGAGGCGCGCGGCCAUGAUCACGCCGGCCACGGCGGUCGGACCCCACGCGACCGCGGUGACCAACGGCUACCUCUUCUUCUACGUCUCGGACGGGCUGGGCCUGUGA
Molecule: messenger RNA, 393 nt
Organism: Emiliania huxleyi CCMP1516
Lineage: Eukaryota; Haptophyta; Isochrysidales; Noelaerhabdaceae
Exons: 4
Coding region: 1-393 (130 amino acids)
Biological process (GO): protein deubiquitination
Molecular function (GO): cysteine-type deubiquitinase activity
Source: RefSeq, a predicted model, not a curated record